ACUGUUGUUUUGAUUUUAGGUUAUGUUCAUAAACCUAGAAAAUUCGUAUAAAUCAAAAUAUUUAAACAACAAUGUGCGAAGAAUAUUUGUUGUCACAUCAUAAAGAUGACAUAAUCAAACUACUAUCUGAAGAAGAUAAUUUAAAAAGCUACUCUAUUCACCUCAAUUUUAUAGAACUGUUUGAAAACAAUCCAGAACUGGGAAAUGCAGUUUUAAAAACCCCAGACACAGCCCUAUCGGAAUGGAACAAAUCUGUAUUAAAAGUACAGUGCAGCUUAGCGGAAAAGAAAAAUUGCAAAUUAAAGAAAAUUUACUGCAGAUUACAUAGCUUACCUAUUUGUCCUGAACUUGUGAGAACCACAUUUCCAAAUAAUGAGGAUGUAGGAAAAUUUCUUGAGAUAUCUGGUACAGUAGUAAGAAUAACAGCUCCCAAACUUUUAGAGUUCGAAAGACAAUACAUAUGCACUAAAUGCAAAUAUUCAUUCUCUGUAAAAGCAAAUUAUGCGCAAAAAAAUCUGAUUGUACCCCCAAAAAAGUGUGUUAAUCCUGAGGGUUGCAAGGAUAUAAAUUUGAUUAAUUUUGGUGAUUUGGAUACUGAAUAUUGUAAGGAUUAUCAAGAAAUUAAAGUUCAAGAAUCCGUAACAAAACUUGGAAUAGGUUCUAUACCAAGUUCUAUGUUGGUUACACUUGAAGAUGACCUUGUGGAUGGAUGUAAACCAGGAGACAGUGUAACAAUAUGUGGAAUAGUAAAACAAAGAUGGGAACCAAUCUUUCCAGGUAAAAAAAGCGACGUAGAAACUGUUUUGCAAGCCAAUUAUAUACAAGUUAAUAACACUUAUGGAUCCGCAAGUGUUACACCAGAAAUAAGAAACAUGUUUGAAAGUUUUUGGGAUGCAUAUUCUAAAGAACCACUUGUUGGAAGGGAUAUUAUAUUAAAAUCGAUUUGUCCCCAGUUGUUUGGUUUGUAUUUUGUAAAGUUGGCAACAGCUUUAGUCUUAGCAGGAGGUGCCCAUGUAGAAGAUGUGUCCUCCACAGGAGUAAGAAUAAGAUCCGAAUCACAUUUGUUGUUGGUUGGCGACCCUGGUACAGGAAAAUCGCAUUUGCUAAGAUUUGCUUCAAAAAUCAUACCUAGAUCUGUGUUGACUACAGGUGUUGGAUCCACAGCUGCUGGGUUGACUGUUACAGCAGUAAAGGAAAAUAGUGAAUGGCAAUUAGAAGGAGGAGCUCUUGUUAUGGCAGAUGGAGGUAUUUGUUGCAUAGAUGAGUUUAAUUCUAUGAAAGAACAUGAUAGAACCAGCAUUCAUGAGGCAAUGGAGCAACAGACUAUAAGUGUGGCAAAAGCUAGUAUAGUGUGCAAACUAAGUACUAGAUGUUCCAUACUGGCCGCUUGCAAUCCAAAGGGGAAUUUGGAUCCUAACCAACCUUUGUGCCUUAAUAUUGCCUUAGCAAGUCCCCUACUAAGCAGAUUUGACUUAAUUUUACUAUUAAGAGACACUGUAAAUGAAGAAUGGGAUUCUCUAGUGGCAGACUACAUUCUCAAUGGUGGUAAUAACUAUUCAAAACUCACUGAUAAUACUUGGUCUUUGGAUUUAUUACAGGCAUAUUUUAAAAUUAUAAAGAAAAUUAAUCCUGUAUUAACGGAGGAGUCAAAUACAAUUUUGAGUAGUUAUUAUCAAUGUCAAAGAAAAGUGGACAGUAGGAAUAAGUCCAGGACUACUGUUAGACUUUUAGACAGUCUUAUAAGGUUAUCACAAGGACAUGCCAAGCUGAUGUACCACUCCAAAGUUCAAAUCAUAGACGCUGUUUUCGCUAUUAUCCUCGUAGACACCGCCAUGGAAAAUGACGGCAGACUUUUAAACCUAAAUCUCAACACACACAGCACUUUUUCCGAUAAUCCAAUGGGCGAUUACCUGGAAAUGGUGGAAAUAGUAUUGAACAAACUUAACCUACAAGACCUGUUGGAGCAAGAAAGAGAACAUUUAAAGUUGGGAUGUUGUAAUGCGAAAAUAACCAAAUCUAGGUUUUUUAAUAUGGCCGCGUCAGAUAGGGAUAACAUUCCCGAGUUUAAUAACGAUUCUAUUAUUUCUAGCACCCAGGAAAAUGCCGAGGAUAUUUUAAGUGAGAGUAAUAUUAAAAAGUCCAAUAGUAUUUAUAACAAUUCCAGGAGUAACUCACAAAAUGAGGAAAACGAUAUCAUUAUUAAGCAAAAGGAAUCCAAAAAUAAUUUUAAAACCAAUAAAAAUAAAUUUAAACACAAAAAACGUGCUAGUGAGCACUUAGGACGAUCUGAUUUAAAUACUGAGGUAGAAAUAACAAAUAAAAAUAAUGAAGAUAAAAUAGGAAUAAAUGAUAUACUUAAAGAUUCUGAUGAUAUAGGUAAUAUAAAUAUAGAAUGUGAAAAUGAAAUUAUUCUGAAGACAAAUAGGAACAAAUUUAAAUACAAAAACCGCACUAGUGUUGACGUGACAGAACCUGAUGUAAAUAAUGAUAUAACCAAUACAAAUAUUAAUACAGAAAUAAAUAAUAGAGCAAUUUCUCCAAUAAUAAAAGAUUCUAAUAAUAUAAGUAAUAUCAAUACAGUAAAUGAUAAUGAAGGAUUGGAAUCCACAAAAAAUUUUAAGAAAAAUAAAAUUAAACGAAAUGAAAUCAUUAAGGUUGUUGAUUUUUCCAAUAGAGCAGAGCCUGAUGUCAAUAUAAAUAAGAAUAUUGAGGUGGAAAAGCCAGUAAAAACAAAUAAAAUUGACAAUGUAAUUAGUCAGGAUGCGUCUCUCCUUAACGAUAUUAAUAGAAAGAAAAAAUCUCGAAAGUCGGAAAAAAAUUUAUCCUCCAAAAAAGUUAAGCUAGACAAAAAUAUCGAUAAUGAUCUUGAAUUGUUAAAGUGUUUGCCCAGUGUAAAUGAUGAUAUUAUGAAUUAUAAUCUUAAUUUUGAUGACGAUUAUUCAGAAAAUUAUCAAGAAAAUAUUGUAAAAAAUAAUAGUAAUACAAAUUUAAGCAAGUCAAAAGCGAAAAAUUCCCUUAAAGAUUUAUUUGGUUUUAAACCGAAAAACAAAUCCAAAGAAAACGAAUCUGUAAAUAAAGAAAAUAAAUUAAAUCCUCAGGCGAGUCUAUUUUCAUCAUUAGGUAAUGAAAAUUUCGACGAUAUUGACCUCGAUUUGUAAAUUAUUUAAUAAAAUGAUUGUUUAACCUAA
Messenger RNA from Brassicogethes aeneus, 3188 nucleotides. The record is from the annotation of a GenBank genome assembly. NCBI's taxonomy places the organism in Eukaryota, Metazoa, Arthropoda, Insecta, Coleoptera, Nitidulidae.